Salvia miltiorrhiza (redroot sage) is the source of this 1681-nucleotide messenger RNA. RefSeq lists its product as uncharacterized. The transcript is spliced from 4 exons. Lineage: Eukaryota; Viridiplantae; Streptophyta; Magnoliopsida; Lamiales; Lamiaceae. The record is from RefSeq and is a predicted model, not a curated record. Bases 934 to 1311 code for a protein of 125 amino acids.
CACAAAUUAAAUAUUUUUCUCUCCCGAUUAUCAAAUCCUCCCAAUUAUCAAAUCCGAUUCCCCUUUCCCCUCCCCGUCUCUCACACCAUACAUUCCCCUCCCUCCGCCGCCAUUCACUGUACUCCGUCACAUUGAAUUUUACAGCCAACACUACUUUUCUUCUAUUUUUUGCUCCGUUUUUUCUUCUUAUUUGCUAUUGAAAUGCCUUGAAAUAAAUGAUAGAUUUUUAUUACAUACACAUCAAGAAUCAGGUUCAAGCUUUAUUGAAUAAUUUAUUGAGAUAAAUUAUUAUCUAUUUUUAACUAUUUAGUUGUUGUGUAUUUGAUGAUCUAUUUAGCGAGUGGUGUUUUUCUUAACUUCUUAUUCACUUGAUGCAGCAAUCGAAGCAAGAAGGAAAAACAGAUUAGUUGGCGCAUCUUAUUGUCAUCUCUUUGGAUAUCUAUUUAAUUAUGUCUUGGCAUUUUCGAGCUCUUCUUUAGCUCAUUACUAUGAUUUGGAUAUUAUUGAUGAUUUUUCUGUAACAGUGAUGAUUUUGUGGGGUUAUUUUGAUUCAAUUUUUUGUUUCAGUACGUUGUCAAUUUGUGCUCCCCUUUUCUAUAGAAAUCAGAAUAUGUUUUUAAUUGGUUCCCCUGUGAGAAUGAUUUGUUGAUAGCUUGAAUGUAUAGUUGUUGAAAUUACUUUGUUAAUGACUGUUAUUAAUUCUACUCUCGAAUAUUGGCCUUACGAAGAAAGGUUCCUAAUUUCUCACUUUUUAAUGUAUGCACUUAUGUUUGAUGAUGGCUUUAUGGAAGAGUUAUUAUUUGAUGAAUUUAACAUGAUGAAAUAGAAUAUGAGCAUGAAGAGUUGGUGGAGUUCAGAUGGAGAGAAUUAGGAGAAGAGACACAGGAAAUUCAUGAAGCGAAUUCGUGGUUCGAGUUGCUGUCUGUUUUACACAUGAUGGCAAUGCUGACACUGAUCGAGGCAAAUGAGAAGCUAAUUCCUAAAAAAAAUUGCAUGAGAGAUGCUGUUGAUUUGCUGCUGAAAGCAGAAGGGUAUUUGAAUUUUUAUGUUCUUGAUGUUCUUCCACAGCUAGCACCUGAGAUAAAGUGCAUAAAAUCAUUCUUGAGAUCGAAGAAGCUGCCUUCGGAUAAGCCUUUGGAUAUGCAGGGGCACAUGCUAGAAGCGAUUUUACAUCAAGCACUGGCACAAGUAGAAGCUGCCUUCUAUUACAACUUGAACAGAACAACAAUCUUAAAAAACAGGCAUGAAGUUGAAGUGUCUGAGCUUCAUCCGUUGCGGCUUCGGCUUCUUCGGGAGAAGAAGACACGCUGAGCCUGCAAGUGGCGCAGAAUGCCUGUGAGCAACUGCUUUGGAGCUUCUUCUGCUUCUUGUCUCUGCUUAUUUGCAUUCUCACUCAUUAAUUUCAAGUAAAAUGCCAACUCUCAAAUAAGAUUUGAUUUAUGUAAUAAGACAUUGGGAUCUCGCUAAUCAUGAUUGUGUCUUGAGAUUAGAGUGCAGGAAUGUGUGUAGAAGUUGCGGCCUGUCUGGAUUUGGAAGAUUGAAUCUGAUUUAGGAAGGGAGGAUUAUAUUGUUUAUUGCAUAAAUAUAACUUUAGUUUCUUUUACAGUAAUGUAUUAGGUGGCUUGCUUUCCCAAUUGCGGCUCAAGUUUAAAGGAACUAAUGUCAAGAAUCAAUUUCUCUC